Messenger RNA from Pelmatolapia mariae (spotted tilapia), 2617 nucleotides. It is a transcript of the gene ehd1a, whose product is annotated as EH-domain containing 1a. Gene Ontology annotation, biological process: endosomal transport; endocytosis. Gene Ontology annotation, molecular function: GTP binding; protein binding; calcium ion binding. Gene Ontology annotation, cellular component: cytoplasm; plasma membrane. The transcript is spliced from 6 exons. The record is from RefSeq and is a predicted model, not a curated record. NCBI's taxonomy places the organism in Eukaryota, Metazoa, Chordata, Actinopteri, Cichliformes, Cichlidae. Bases 387 to 1982 code for a protein of 531 amino acids.
GUCCUCUUCGGCGGUUCACCAACUGUCAGCAGGUGGCUAGUCGGCUGGCAAGCCAAUAAACGGUUUUGCUGUCUGACAUUUAAGCAGCAAUUGACUGCAUUUAUCUGACCGCAACUUAGUGUUUAUGGUGGCGUGUCGUGUCGUGUCACGUCACGUUAGAUAACGUCCAGUGAAAAAGGAGUCCUCCUUGAAUGACUGACUUCGCAGUUGCGUGGCUAGCUAGCAAAGAGGAGGGUGGGGACAAAAACUUCAGCCUCGCCCAGUCCGUAGCUUUAUACCAGCAGGCAGCUACUCUCUCGGCGGUGUGAGCACCCACACCUCUAAAUUCGAUACUUAUUAAAGGGGAGACUGAAACCCUCGUGUCAAGUAGGCGAAAAGAAGCAACCAUGUUCAGGAAAAACUUGAAGAAGGAUCCCGAGCUGUUUCAGAACGUGUCGGAGGGACUGCGGCGGCUUUACCGGACCAAACUGUUCCCGCUAGAGGACACGUAUCGAUUCCACGACUUCCACUCCCCAGCCCUCGAAGAUGCCGACUUUGAUAACAAGCCCAUGGUUCUCCUGGUCGGCCAGUACUCCACCGGGAAGACCACGUUUAUCCGGCACCUCAUGGAGCAGGACUUUCCCGGUAUGCGGAUUGGCCCGGAGCCGACAACAGACUCUUUCAUCGCGGUGAUGCACGGGGAACAGGAGGGGGUGAUACCGGGUAAUGCCCUGGUUGUCGAUCCCAAGAAGCCCUUCCGCAAGCUCAACGCCUUUGGCAACGCAUUUCUCAACAGGUUCAUGUGUGCCCAGAUGCCUAACCCCGUCCUGGAGAGCAUCAGCAUCAUUGAUACUCCUGGAAUCCUGUCAGGGGAGAAGCAGAGGAUAAGCAGAGGGUACGACUUUGCCGCUGUGCUCGAGUGGUUUGCUGAACGCGUGGAUCGCAUCAUCCUCCUGUUUGAUGCCCACAAGCUGGAUAUCUCUGAUGAGUUCUCUGAGGUGAUCCGCGCACUCAAGAACCAUGAGGACAAAAUGCGCGUGGUGCUCAACAAGGCAGACCAGAUCAGCACCCAGCAGCUGAUGAGGGUCUAUGGAGCGCUGAUGUGGUCUUUGGGUAAAAUCAUCAACACACCUGAGGUGGUGCGUGUGUACAUUGGGUCAUUCUGGGCCCAGCCCUUGUUGGUCCCGGACAACAGGAAGUUGUUUGAGGCAGAGGAACAGGACCUUUUCGUGGACAUUCAGUCGCUGCCACGCAACGCAGCUCUACGCAAACUUAAUGACCUCAUCAAGCGAGCACGUCUCGCCAAGGUGCAAGCUUACAUUAUCAGCUCUCUGAAAAAGGAGAUGCCGAGUGUGUUUGGAAAGGACUCCAAAAAGAAGGAGUUGAUUGCCAACCUGGGAGAAAUCUACCACAAGAUAGAGAAGGAGCACCAGAUCUCACCCGGAGACUUCCCCAAGCUCGACAAAAUGCAGGAGCUGCUAAACGGUCAGGACUUCACCAAGUUUGCUUCACUCAAACCCAAACUGCUGGAGGCGGUGGAGGACAUGCUCGCCAAUGACAUCGCACGUCUCAUGGCAAUGGUCCGCCAGGAAGAGGCCACCAUGCCCAGCCAGACCGUCAAGGGUGGAGCUUUUGAGGGAACCAUGAGUGGUCCCUUUGGCCACGGUUACGGUGAGGGUGCCAGCGAAGGCAUUGACGAGCUGGAGUGGGUGGUGGGUCGCGACAAGCCCACGUACGAUGAGAUCUUCUACACCCUCUCUCCCAUCAACGGCAAAGUGUCCGGCGCUGCCGCCAAGAAGGAGUUGGUGAAGUCCAAGCUGCCCAACACAGUCCUGGGAAAGAUCUGGAAGCUGGCAGAUGUGGAUAAAGAUGGCUUCCUCGACGACGAGGAGUUUGCCCUGGCCAACCACCUGAUCAAGGUAAAGCUGGAGGGCCACGAGCUGCCUCCCACGCUGCCAGACCACCUGGUGCCCCCGUCUAAGCGUGGGACGGUGGAGGCCUAGAUGCACCCUGCAGAUCAUUGAUGUCAACACAGGGCUCUCCAGGCAGUGUCUAACUUCAAGAAAGAACGGCAGCACCUGGAGUAUUUUUCACCAGAGAGAGACUGGAGGGUAUCCGGGGGUUGGGUGGGAGGGAGGGCAGGUCCAUCUUUGUGAAUCUGGGGAUAAUGUUUAGUGUGUGUGUGAAAUAAAUGGUGGGAGAGGGGUUUGAUUUGCAGACUGAUAGAAGGACAUUUACUGAACUGAUGGGUAGCUGGACGUCACACGAUGAGGCGGAACAUGGAUUUAUGCAUCCUGUGUAAAAGAUGUCUUACAAAUAUACACUUCAUAUUGUUAUAUGUUGAUCCAAAGAAAUCUAGUUUUUUUUCCAAUUGGGAAAGAGAAAGGAAAUUAAUCAAAACAGCUGUUAGAUGUGCUUUCUCUAUUUUUGUAUUUCCUCACUGUUAACUUUGAAUCUUUCCAGAAGCUUCCUUUUUUAUUUUGCCAGAUAAAUAAAAAGGAAUGCUUGUACCAUUCAAAAGGUUAAGUGGAUUUGUAUUUAAUAUUGCUAUAUCACAUUUAACAGUGGUUUGUCAGAAGAAAGCUACUUAUUAAAAUGGGGGAAACGCAUUUAAAUAAAUAUGCUAAAUAAAUCUUAA